This is a messenger RNA of Ceraceosorus guamensis, 2495 nucleotides long. RefSeq lists its product as hypothetical. The record is from RefSeq and is a predicted model, not a curated record. Gene Ontology annotation, biological process: box C/D snoRNP assembly; maturation of LSU-rRNA from tricistronic rRNA transcript (SSU-rRNA, 5.8S rRNA, LSU-rRNA); snoRNA localization. Bases 164 to 2398 code for a protein of 744 amino acids. Lineage: Eukaryota; Fungi; Basidiomycota; Exobasidiomycetes; Ceraceosorales; Ceraceosoraceae. Gene Ontology annotation, cellular component: nucleus; pre-snoRNP complex. The transcript is spliced from 2 exons.
CCCAACUUACCAUCACGCCCACCACUGUUAUCUCCGACUCAACUCUUUCUUCUCGUUUGCAUCCAUUUCGCGCUCUCAGGCGGACUCUGACCUCUGUAGCGCUCGUUUACGACAGAGGGCGCUUGUUCGCACCUCUUUGUGGUGCACUGCACUGCAUCUGAGGAUGCCAUCGGCAGCUACGCGUACAUGUGUGGAGUGCAACACCAACCCUUCACGCUACAACUGCCCGACGUGUCGACAGUCCACAUGCGGUCUAGCAUGCUCCAAGAGUCACAAAGCUGCCUGUGAUGUGCGGCAUGCAAGCACGUCCAAGACUACGCUGCUCGUCGCGCAGACUCGCGAAGAUCCUACCGAACUGGAAAGAGCUCAAGCAAUUGGUAGGAUAGCCGGAAGGAUCGCACCGCAGAGACCCAGAGAUGUCAACGACCUCAUGGCAGACUUUUCCUUCGUAAGCGCCAUCGCUCAGCAGGCUCAGAAUGCUGGGAGGUUGGCUGUGCAGCUGGGACUCACCAACUCCACCGACACCCAGCACGUGCGCGCAAAGGAUGUCGCGAAUGGUCGUGAGAAUGAGGCAAAGCAUGGGAAGCGCGGACAGGGACAGCAGACGCAGCAGCGUUUGCCGCCGCAAGAGGCGAAGGCGCAGGCAUUGCAGAAGCAGAUCUCGUACCGCAGGCUGCCCAUCAUGCUGCUUCCGGUGGGGAUGCAGAUGCGCAAGGAGAAUGCCACCUCCUGGUCGGGUCGGGACCAGCGCCUCUCAUUCACUAUCGAUCUACGUUUUCCGUUUGCGCCCAAAGCAUUAGCGCGGGCGUCAGAGGUGCAAAGCGCCGGCAAAGGCAAAGGGAGACCCAUGAGGGCCCUAUUGCACCGCAUUGAUCCAGCAAAACGCGUGCAUACCAUCUUCGUGGACGAGCUAGACAGAAUGGCGCGCCAGCAGGGCGUGCCGCAGCCUCCAAGCGUGACAUCCAAGGCAGAGCAUGGCCGCACAUUGCCGCUGCAUUCUGAUGCCGAAAGCUGCGGGAGAUAUUCGUCAAAGGUGCUCGAGGCAGCUGGCCUUCGUACUGACUCCAAAGAAGAAGCGUGCCAUGGGGACCACAAAGACGGCGAGACCCUACAAACAGUGCUGCCUCCAGGUACCGUAGUACUCUUGAAUGUAUACGCGGACCGUCUACGCAACGAGAGCACAGCAAAGUUCAGCAAUUGGUGGCAUGCGCAGGUGCGACGAGGUAAUGUCGCUCCGAACAGCUUGGAAGGUCCCAGCAGUUCAGGGCCUCGUCCUGCAGCGGAGCCAAUUGUCGCGACCUGCACCCCCACAGGUUCGAGAGCGGAUAGCGAGCGUUCAGGUCCAUUGAUGCAUCCAGCACCUGUGAUGCCGGAGACGCAGAUCGCAUGCGGCAGCGAAGCCCCCAGUACAUCCGCGCAUCAAAGCGGCCCUGUCGAUACGGCAAUGCGGACAGUCGUAGCUCUGCGAAGCGCAGAGACAACGGUUCAAGACAUGCUCAGCAGUCUUCCGCGCCGACUUGCAAUCAUAGAGUACCCGCAACUAGAAAUUUGGCCGCUGCAGAAGGUCUUGCAGGCGGUCGAAGGCGGGACGUUGAAGGUGCACGAGCUGCGUGAUCCGAACGAGCCAGAGGAGUCGCCGAAAGCAGAGGAAGUUCCCUUGGCCCCAUCAAUCGAGGCGGAGGGCUCACUUCAGAUUAUGCCUCCACCUGAGCGUAUAUUUGAUGUACCAACGGGUCCCAAAGCAAAGCGGCUGAAGCCAUCGGAUCAUGCACCAACGCGUCCCAACUCUAAGCGACCAAAGCUAUCGGACCCUUCUCAAGUCUCGAGUUCUACAGUAGUCAAUGAAGCGCCCGCGCCAACGUUCUCUGCUCAAGCGCCACCCUCUGGACUUGGCCUGGCGCUUAGCGCAGCCCAAGCAGCUUUGAAAAAUCCCGCUGCACAAGCUGCCAUGAUGCGGGCUGCGCAGGCAAGGCAAGCUCCGCCUUCACUUCCAAGACCUGCAGUUGGGCUUUCGGGAUUGGCGUCGUACGCUUCAGACUCUGAGUCGGAUGAGAAGGACGAACAAGAACAAGAUCAGGAAAUCCCGGAAGCAAAGCCCUCCGGCUCUCGCUCUCCAGAAACGCAAAGGUUGGCCAGGCUAGAAAUGCUCUCAGAGACCGGGGCACAAGCGGCUCUAGAUGCUGUGUCUUCAGCAGGAGUCGGCCCCAACUCAUCUUCCUCUACUUCAGGACUUGCAGAGCUUGCUAGAUCUUUGGGCUGGGCACUGCCUAGAGCUCCUUCACCAGAAUCCCUGCAAUCGCCGGAGAUUCAUCUGCCUCACACGAGCCCGGAAUCGGAAACACCUGCGCUGGGAUUUGAUGGGGAGGAGGAACACCUUGACUGGGGAGACGACGCUUAGGAUGCUUGCUCCAGUCCUGCGAAGCAUGGUAGUUGCGUCUGUACCGGGCAUCACAUGGCAGGCAAUACUCUGCAUCGACGGCGGUGCCGAAGCGCCU